Molecule: messenger RNA, 1034 nt
Organism: Solea solea (common sole)
Lineage: Eukaryota; Metazoa; Chordata; Actinopteri; Pleuronectiformes; Soleidae
Gene: or60a1
Product: odorant receptor, family 60, subfamily A, member 1
Exons: 1
Coding region: 90-1034 (314 amino acids)
Biological process (GO): G protein-coupled receptor signaling pathway
Cellular component (GO): membrane
Molecular function (GO): G protein-coupled receptor activity; olfactory receptor activity
Source: RefSeq, a predicted model, not a curated record
ACUCAGACACGAGGAACACCAGAUCCUUUGUGUGGACUCAGAUCAGGUGAACAUGAUUUCUGAUGAUUUCUGAUUUCUGACUUCUGACCAUGAACAACUCUGUGAACUUACUGCAGAUCACCUUCACCAUCUACAGCUCUCUGGGUGUGUACAAUGUUGCACUGGUUGUGUUUGUCUUUGUCUUCUAUGUUUCCAGUGUGUGCAUUAACGUCUUCCUGGUGACGGUCAUUUGCACGGACCCCCGCCUGUACGGCAGACCCAUGUACGUGCUGCUCAUGAACCUGUGUCUGUGUGGCAUGGUGGGCACAACAUCAGUGUGUCUCAGCAUCAUCAAACAUGUGCUGCACCAUAAUCAGCAAAUGUCCUUGCAGGCAUGUCUGACCCAGGUCUUCUUCAAUGGCAUGUACAGCACCUGUAUAUUCUGUAUUCUGGCGCUGAUGGCAUAUGACCGCUACGUCUCUAUCUGUAAACCACUGCUUUACCACACCAUCAUGACUCCACUGAGAGUCAACCUGAUGCUGCUGGUGGUUUACAUGGUCCUCGGCUCCUUCUCAGGCAUGCAGCUGUACCUGACGUCCAGACUGCAACUGUGCGGACACGCAGUUGACAAGUUAUUUUGUUACAGUAUGGCGAUCGCUUACCUCUCCUGUAAGAGCUCAACAGUGAUUUAUGUUUACGGUCUAACUUGUGCUUGCUUCUUCAUCAUGCUCCCGUGUUGUCUGGUCAUUCUGUCCUACGUCCACAUCUUCAUGGUGAUUGUGAAAAAAUCUAAGGACUCCCAGAGGAGGGCACUGCAGACAUGCACACCUCACUUAGUCACUUUCAUUAACUUCUCUGUGGCGUCCUUAUUCGGAGUCAUUUACAACCGACUUAGUCGGGACCUCCCAAUAGUUGUCACGAUUUUCAUCACUGUGAAUUUUUUCAUCAUCCCCCCUCUGCUCCAUCCCAUAAUUUAUGGGAUCAAAAUGCAGGAGAUUCGACAAAGUAUCAGCAAAAGGUUGAAGGAUAAAAAACGGAGCUGCGACUUCAAUUGA